Exophiala dermatitidis NIH/UT8656 is the source of this 2670-nucleotide messenger RNA. RefSeq lists its product as uncharacterized. Bases 380 to 2557 code for a protein of 725 amino acids. The record is from RefSeq and is a predicted model, not a curated record. Lineage: Eukaryota; Fungi; Ascomycota; Eurotiomycetes; Chaetothyriales; Herpotrichiellaceae. The transcript is spliced from 2 exons.
GGAGAACCCGAUCGCGCUGUGUGUGCUAUUUGGAGAUCAGUUGUGCAACCCCCUCGACACUCUUGUGCAACAAAGCAAUCUCGGACCCCACAUGACCUUAUCCCUGAGCCCAAUCAACCACGCAAUAGCCGCCUGCUUCCACCACUGACUGUUGCGAUUCAUUGUAGUGAUUGGCGCAUACCGCGAUGCCUCCAAACUGGUUCAACGGCUGAAAGACAAGCAGGAGACAUCGGGAGAGUUCAUUCUGCCAGAGCAUUUGACCAAAGAUUUCGAAGACAGUUUGAAACUUGGCUGUGUGGCAGUCCAAACUCAAUAUGACCAUGAUGUUCGUCGCUUCGGAGAGACGUACGCUCGCGGGGAUGCCAUUGCACGGGAGCAGAUGAAGGACAUAUUGAUCGCUUUGCAACAGGCAGUCAUCACCCAUCUGCGGGAGGUGUAUAUGGACGAAACGUCGCUUGACCUCCAUUCGCUCAAAGAAACCUCCGAUGAUAGCCGUGUCAAUGCCACGGUCUGCUUGGGUCAGCUUUACCAACGCAUGUCGACAGCCACAGCGGCAUUGAAGCAGAUUUCCAGACCAGGCUUUGUCGAGUCGAACGGGGCGAAAGUACCCGGUUGUUCAGAAUAUUCAAGCAGCCGAAGCACUCACUCCUCUGUAGGUGGGCGACCCUCCGAAAGCCAGUCGACAGCUUCGUAUACCACGUACAAUUCGAGGUCGGCUGCUGGAAACGAUCGCAAACCGUCGGGAGUCUCAAUGCCGCAAAGAAGGUCUUCAUCGAACUCGGUCUUCUCGAAUACCAGCGAACGAGAACCGCCCGCACGCGUGACACCGGGUGAAGACAAUGUUCCGGCACUUCCUUUCUUCAUGCACAUACAGACCAAUCGGGUUGUCCAAACAGCGCCCAGCGAUGGUCAAAAGCGUAACCUUUCACCUAAUCCCGAUGCAUCGCCGCCACCGCCGUAUAUGGCGAACCUAUCAUCACCAGUUUCUGGGUCUGAGGAAAAGGGACAAAGAUUUCCUCCACACUCCGCUUUCUACCAGCCUCCAGCUUCCAACGCCCAUGUCAGCCCAUUGCAAAGCCCAGGAAGCCAGAGGAGGGCUGGCAUUCUGGGCAACGGGAACGAACGCCACAGUCCACCACACGUUCAGACAUCCCAGGUUCAUGAGCUCGGUUGUGGAAUAUCGCGAGAAACCGACCCAGGGGUGCUCGGAAUAUCCAGGAAAACCACCCAAAACAGUUGGAGUCAGGAAGUGCCCUUGAACCCCGACUACAGUACCUUGGAGUACGUGGACGAACCCGAUGCGCGCAGUCUUCCAUCAGCCUCGUCCGCGGCAUCACAAGAGUACCAGCGAAAGGCCCAGCAAAGACAGCAAGCAAUGCAGCGAGCAUACCAGCAGCAGCGGCCACAGGACCCGAUUGUCCGAGCGGAUGCCUACAACACAGGCGCUCCAACAAGCAUUGAUCCGGUCGAUUAUAUUGUUGAAGCACGAGAUCCUGCAAUGCCUUCAUCACCGAGGCCGUCAUCAAUCCAUUCUUCGAGCUCGGCAGGGUCAAGAAUCAGGGCGUUCACGUUCAAACGAGCACUUCCGCCGGGAUUGGCCAAAGCCAUUAGUAAACCUGCGCCCUUGCCAUUGGAAGCACCGCCUCGCUAUGUCAGACCCCAGACGCCUGACCCGGGGGACGAGCGAGGGACACACAUACAUAACCCUCCAUCACCUUCCAUCGAGCAGUCGAAUACAGUUUCUCUGACAGCGGCCUCAACCACUCGACGUUUCGAGUCCGAUAUGCGACCACCUACCUCACCACAUUUCCGAACAGUGGAUUCCGUGUUGAACUUGCCAACCGAGUCCAGUCCCGGCGAAUUUUGCAAGGGCGCAGUCCGAGCACAAAUAGGCGCCCGGAAGAAGGGCUUCUCGCUGGAGUCCAGACGGAGCACCAAGAAAGGGCAGGAAUUCUUCUUCGAAUGCACAAAAUGCAGUUUUCAAGUUCCUGCGGCUGUGUCGACGGCGCUUCCCAGUGGCGGACGAGGCGCGGUCAAGCGAGAGAAAAUGUUCCACCCUCAAAUUUGGGUUUCUCCAGGAGGCAUCAAAUACCGAUGGGUCUUCCUGGCUAAGAGUCACGUUCCAAGCAAACUCGCGGCGACGAAAGGGACGACGACGGGCAGGAGCUCUGCGCAUAAGAAUAGUAACGCGGCUGCCGAAGACGUGUUUGGCUGUUAUAUUUGUCACUCAGAAGGCGCGGCUAGGGGGUGGCUGGACGAUAACUGUCAGACUCCUCAGCGUGCAGAGUCACGGCCGGUAAUGGGACUCGGAAGCCUCGAAGAAGGAAACACAGCGACCGGGGGAAAGGGUGGCGAUAAUGAAGACGAUAAAACCUCGAAGACCACGCCGACAUUCACUGGUGUUCGGGCAUUCCUGGCCCAUCUGGAAACGCACCGGACAGCAAGUCGAACUCCCGGGUUCAUCGUGGCAACUGAGAUGAAUUGUAUCGUGGGCCGGGUCGCGGACGACAGUGAAGAUUUUGACCUGAAUUUGCCGCCGUUGUUGCCGUGUCCGUAGUUAAGCGGGUAGAGACUGAAAGCCGGCGAUAUAUUUGUUCCCCAGUCGAAGCGCGGAAUAUUAGGUACCUACGUAUGUACCAUUAAGUUUGUCACCGAGUAUGACAUCUCCCA